Psammomys obesus (fat sand rat) is the source of this 1058-nucleotide messenger RNA. RefSeq names its product SSU72 homolog, RNA polymerase II CTD phosphatase (gene Ssu72). Gene Ontology annotation, biological process: termination of RNA polymerase II transcription. The transcript is spliced from 5 exons. The coding region runs from base 280 to 864 and encodes 194 amino acids. Gene Ontology annotation, cellular component: nucleus; mRNA cleavage and polyadenylation specificity factor complex. Lineage: Eukaryota; Metazoa; Chordata; Mammalia; Rodentia; Muridae. The record is from RefSeq and is a predicted model, not a curated record. Gene Ontology annotation, molecular function: RNA polymerase II CTD heptapeptide repeat phosphatase activity.
GAUGCGGGCAUAGGUGGUCCACGAGCGCCAGCCUCAGCUGCUUAGGCCUCAGCUGCUUAGGCCUCAGCUGCUUAGGCCUCAAACUGACGCAGCGUCGACCGGUCGCUCUCCCCCGCCAGCCGCAGUGCGGGCCCGGGCAGGCACCGUCCCCCUCCCCACGCGUCACGUCGCCCUCACUUCCGCGUCGCUGGUUUCCGGUUACCGCCAUCUUCCGCGCGCGGAAGCCGGCUCCUAGGUGGGAGCUCCAUAGCGAGUGCACUGUGUAGUGCGGUCGGUGCCAUGCCGUCAUCGCCGCUGCGGGUGGCGGUGGUGUGCUCGAGUAACCAGAAUCGGAGCAUGGAGGCACACAACAUCCUCAGCAAACGGGGUUUCAGUGUCCGCUCCUUUGGAACAGGAACUCAUGUGAAGCUCCCAGGACCAGCACCUGACAAGCCCAAUGUUUACGACUUCAAAACCACAUAUGACCAGAUGUACAAUGAUCUCCUCAGGAAAGACAAAGAACUCUAUACACAAAAUGGAAUUUUACAUAUGUUGGACAGAAAUAAAAGGAUCAAACCCCGGCCAGAAAGGUUCCAGAACUGCAAGGACCUGUUUGACCUGAUCCUCACUUGUGAAGAGAGAGUCUAUGACCAAGUUGUAGAAGAUCUGAACUCCAGAGAACAGGAGACCUGUCAGCCAGUGCAUGUGGUCAAUGUGGACAUCCAGGACAACCACGAAGAGGCCACCCUGGGGGCCUUCCUCAUCUGCGAGCUCUGCCAGUGUAUCCAGCACACUGAGGACAUGGAGAAUGAGAUCGAUGAGCUGCUGCAGGAGUUCGAGGAGAAGAGCGGCCGGGCCUUCCUGCACACUGUCUGCUUCUACUGAGCCCCAAGCGGGGCGGGGCCUGCCCUGCACUGCCACCUUUGGAGCCAUUUCCAGUGUGUUUUCCCUUCUGAAGUUUGUUUAUACUGCUGGGUGGACAUCAUCAAUGUACUGUACAUACAGAAUGAAAGUACACAGACAUGCCAGGGUCAAAUCCAUUGUUUUUAACCAAAAGAAAUAAAAGAUGGUUUACUGUA